ACUAUUUUGUGACUCCUAAUUGGAGAAUAAAAUAAAGAAGUGGGUGUCAAUUAUUACUAUUGCUUUGCCCAGUUUCCAAGCCCUGAGAGAUUGCCAUUGCGUAAGGUAAAGGAAUAACAUGUGAGCUUCAUCAGUUAUUGAGUUUUUGAAGCCAAAAUGCUUCUGGGGAGGAAAGAAGAACAUGCGGGAAAAAUUAGAGCAGUCCGAUAACGAGCAGACUAAGACGAAGAAGCAGCGGCAGCAGCAGCAGAUGACAGUGGUUAAGAAGAAGAAGCUCACUUUGGAAGAGUGGUUCUUAGCAUCAUCGCUGUGCCGAAACGACGAUAUUGAUAAUAGGAAGCUGUUGACUGAUGAAAGUGGAAGAAGUGAUGUCUAUGAUCCUUGCUUGUGCCGAAAAGAAAGUAGUGGAAAGGUAAAGAAAAGGGCCAGCUUUAAACUACAAGAAGAGGCUGAUAUAUUCAUUUUCUGUUCACCGGAUCAUCAAGGUGAUGUUCAAGAGGAAAGUAGAAUUUAG
Molecule: messenger RNA, 514 nt
Organism: Pyrus x bretschneideri (Chinese white pear)
Lineage: Eukaryota; Viridiplantae; Streptophyta; Magnoliopsida; Rosales; Rosaceae
Exons: 2
Coding region: 182-514 (110 amino acids)
Source: RefSeq, a predicted model, not a curated record